Ixodes scapularis (black-legged tick) is the source of this 1686-nucleotide messenger RNA. RefSeq lists its product as uncharacterized. The transcript has a single exon. The record is from RefSeq and is a predicted model, not a curated record. The coding region runs from base 1 to 1686 and encodes 561 amino acids. NCBI's taxonomy places the organism in Eukaryota, Metazoa, Arthropoda, Arachnida, Ixodida, Ixodidae. Gene Ontology annotation, molecular function: zinc ion binding; nucleic acid binding.
AUGGAAGUCAGUAAGCUACGCAUUCCGGAGUUGGUGGCGGUAUGCGAGGAGCUUGGUAUAAGCGUGGGGCAGGCAAAGCGAAGGAAGCCGAUCAUGGAGCUACUUCGCGAAAAGGAAGUGUCCGACGUAGAGCUUCAGGAGGCUUGGGAGCUGAUUCGGGAGCGGAACGAAAAAGCGAAGGCUGAACGGGAGCGGGACGAAAGAGCGAAGGCUGAAAAGCAGGAGCGGGACGAAAAAGCGAAGGAGGAACGCGAGAAGCGGGCUCAUGAAUUAGAACUCAAAAGGUUAGAGGUAUCGAAAAUUGAGGCUGAGCGUUCAGGUCGUCCUGGAUCGGGUGUGCGGCUGGCGGAGAGAGUCAAGAUUAAGGACCUAAUGCAGCCCUACAAACUUGGAGAAGACAUUGGUCUUUUCCUGGUCAACUUCGAGAGAAGCUGCGAGCGAGCAGGUUUCGCGCGCGAAGACUGGCCUCAGUAUUUGUUGACGCUGUUGCCCUGUGAGGCGGCCGACGCGGUUGCGAGGUUAAGUGGAGAGGAGGCCGAGAGCUACGAAAGCUCGAAGGCCGCACUUCUUAAGAAGUACCGUCUUUCGACAGAGGCGUUCCGCCAGCGCUCCCGCACGGCGACUAAGAAGGGAACGGAGUCCUUUCCCGAUUUUGUGUACACCCUGAAGGCUAACCUGGUAGAAUGGUUAAAGAGCUCAGACGUGUACGGGGAUCAUGAUAAGGUGAUCGAGUGCCUUGCGGUAGAGCAGUUUUUACGAGGCAUUCCGGAGACCGUCAGGUUCUGGGUCCAAGACAGGGACCCAGAAAUGAACCUCCGGAAGGUGGCAGAUCUCGCGGAGGAAUACUCCAUGCGCAGGGGUCUAGACAAAGACAAAUCGGGACAAACGCGCUCAUGGCGAGAUGGCCAGAAAGAGUUUCGGUCGUUAAAGGAAGACUCUGGAAAAGGAUUUCUUAGGAGGGGAAACAUGAGGGAUGUCCCAGAUGAUAGAGAGUCGCAGAAGGAGGGGGGAGCCGUCGAUAAAGAAAAGAGAGAAAUGCCUGGAAAUAACGCGCGAGCCUUCGAAGCGAAGAGGCCAGUUCGGUGUUUCCGGUGUCAAAAACAAGGGCACAUCGUGGCCAACUGCCCCGAGAAGGUUGUGUUCUCGUAUGUUGCAGAGGGCGCCGACAACAGCGCCCUACUGGCUCCGUACACGAAAGAAAUGCUAGUGAACGGCCAAGCUUGCACGGUGCUUCGCGACUCGGCAGCAACAAUGGAUGUAGUGCACCCUUCUUACGUCGAGUCGGGUGACUACACCGGCGAGUGCGCCUGGAUAAAGCAAGUAGUAGAGGAACACAGCGUAUGCCUUCCGAUUGCGAAAAUCUGUAUCAAGGGGCCUUUUGGCGAGCUCAUCACUGAGGCGGCAGUCUCGAAGAACUUGCCUCAACACUACCCGUACUUGUUCUCGAACAAGUCGGAGCUGCUGCUUCGCGAGCAAGGAAAGACUUUCGCGGAGGAGACAGUAAUGGCACUAACGCGAUCCCAAGCAAGAAAGCUCUCAUCAAGGUUAAGAUACGAACCUAACGAGGAGGAGGGUCGGUCCGCGGCGCGCGAGGAGCUGGUCGACGGAAAACCUGCAGGCGCGGCAAAUCAAGAGAACUUGCGAUCGGAGGAUGCCGCGAGGAGUUCCCCACCAGAUCAGCAGUAG